Messenger RNA from Xenia sp. Carnegie-2017, 1477 nucleotides. RefSeq lists its product as uncharacterized. Lineage: Eukaryota; Metazoa; Cnidaria; Anthozoa; Malacalcyonacea; Xeniidae. The transcript has 5 exons. The coding region runs from base 217 to 1203 and encodes 328 amino acids. The record is from RefSeq and is a predicted model, not a curated record.
UUGAAUGAAUUAUGUGGCCUAUUCAUUUCCGCCUGAAUCGAAGAUACUCAGAUAGUUGAAUCAUAGUGUGCGAUUGAUUAAUCGAUAGACACCAUUGCCACAGUGACUCAGGCAAAAAAUUACGCUUCUUAGUUACAUAGCGUGUUUUUUCAAGACAAUACAACUGGCAGAUCGUGCAAUUACUGGAUAUUGUUUACAAAGAAGUAAUUGUGAAUCAUGAAGGCACCAACAUCAGUAGUCAUUAAAGGUUUCAUUUUACUAGUGAUAUGCUAUCGAAAUUGUGGAGCGUACGAAUGGCUACAGAAGACAUCCAAAGCUUUUAAAUUACAAAGAAAUGACGAGGUCGACUUCAACUGCUCUCUUAGUGACCCAACUGUAAACGUCACGUUUUGGUAUAAACCACAUACACCUUCUAUUUUCAAAAGGCGUAUUCCUGACGGUAUAUAUCUUCAGCAAUUCAAUCAAAUAUUUCGAAUUGUGAAAUUAAACCGCUCAAAUGAUGGUGAUUAUGAAUGUCGAGCUGAAAAUGUGUCGACUUUAGCAGUCCUUUCAGUUCAUUACGCUACUGAUGGCUUAGCAAGACCUGUACCAAGCAUUAUUCGCCGCACAUCAGUCGAAUAUAAACAGAGGGUUGUUCUAAGGUGUAAAAGUUUUGGCUACGUUUAUCUUACAUGGUACAAAAGCAAACUAAACGGAACAAGAAAAGACUGGAAAGAACUGAAGGCCUCUGAUUACGUGAGACAAUAUAACCAAGGUCGAAUGCAUAAAACUGUGACAAUUCGAGACUUAGUCAUAGAGAAUUUUGACACAAAUGACGAUGGAGUAUAUGUGUGUUACCUAACUAGAAACUAUGUCAAAUGGACAGCAUACACAGAGGAAUACAUCAAAAUGCCUGAUUUUGCAAAGCCAAAUAUUUCUAAAUUCCCGGAACCCGUGAUCACUUUUGAUCCCAGGUACAGUUAUGAUGUUGAGAAGUUUUACAAAGUAGAGGGUUUCCAAAGCUUACGAUUACAUGGUGGAAGAUUGUUGGCAGUCAAGAAGAGCUGUUGUAUAACUCGACAACCAAUAAAAACACAUAUGAUGACCUAUAUUUUGAACGAGAUUAUAUAUACUUCUAUGGUUUAUCGUUUCCAAAAGAUAAUGCAACUUUCAAAUGCGUUGUUACGAACAGGAUGGGAAAUGUUUCUAAAUCAUUUGCUUUGAAUAUUUUGGGUGCACCGAAGAUUAUAAAUAAAUCCAAAGGCAUCAAAACAGUUCAUGUUUACAAAGAUAGUCGUACUAAGACAAGAUUAAUCUGCAAUAUACAGAAAGGAAAUCCCGAAAAAUUUGUGGUUGUUUGGGAAGGACAGUUUACCCAGUGUUUUGAAGAUAACUGUAAACCAAACAACUCGUACUGGGAAGAGAUCACAAACAAGGAAAAUGUCUAUGAAAUCAUCACAACGUCAACUAAAAGUACUUUAAUACUACUCGAGGAAAA